Molecule: messenger RNA, 2772 nt
Organism: Lachnellula hyalina
Lineage: Eukaryota; Fungi; Ascomycota; Leotiomycetes; Helotiales; Lachnaceae
Exons: 9
Coding region: 1-2772 (923 amino acids)
Biological process (GO): meiotic cell cycle; regulation of synaptonemal complex assembly
Molecular function (GO): protein binding
Source: RefSeq, a predicted model, not a curated record
AUGGCACCAGCGCAGCUUGUUCAUGUUGACAAAGAGAAGAAGCGCAUCCAAAGUAUAUUGACUUUUGCAGCGGACCUAGAAGCUCAACUCCCUGCCGUCGCAUCGUCAAGAACACCUGGAACCCUUCUCAGCGAGCUUGAAAAACACAUAGCUUCAUUUCCUAAGGGUUCUAGUCCAGCUGCCGCCUCAAGGUGCGAAGAGAUUGACACCGCCGGCACAACUCUUUGGAAUCUUUGCACACGACUCCUUCGAGGUCAUGAGCCUGACAGCCCAAAGGAUAGUCCGGUCAUUCUAGUCACCGCACGCGUCCUUGCAUUCCUGCUGUUGAAUCAUGCCUACCAGAAUGGAGAUAAAGCGGCUGGAGAUAUCUUGAGAAUGAUGAAGGUUGGGAUCAAGGCCGCGAAGUCAAGUCUAAAGCGAAAAGACACACACCUCUCCGUGAGAGUUCUUGAAAAGGUUGCCCAAUAUGAAGAAGCACUUAAACUACCUCAACAAAAUCUCCCCUUAGAUGAUGUCGAAGAUCGUGAGAGACUGUGCGCAGAGUACUUCGUCCUUCGAACAGCUUUAGCAUGGCAUCAAAAGCAGUUCGAUGUUGCAGAACACAUGUAUACAAGAUCCAGAUCCUCAGAAAGAGUCUUCGACCCUCACACAGCAGAGAGCUUGGCAGAUAUUCUUUACGAGAUGGGAAAGGAUCUACUGGAAACUCAGCAGUAUUCUAUGGCCGUCAAGUGGUUGGAACGAGCCUACGAGGCAUUAGAAAGUCAGGAACUCGACAGGCUUAGUAUAAACGCCAGCGAACUUCGGAUUUCAAUCAUACAGUCAUCUGUAAAGGCGUUACUAGGAUUGAAAGACGACUCCUCCCUGGGAAAAGCUCGGAACCUCGUCGAUUUACUCCAAAACGAGACUGGAGAUAAAUUGGUCGUUUUACUUUUGAAGUUGGAGCUGUUAACUGCAAGUACGAGGGAGACAUUCGACAGCAAUUCCUAUAGUGAUGUCCUGCAAAGAAUGACGCGGAUCAUGUCUCUCAGCGAUACCAGCUUCAAAUUAAUUAUGUUCCACAUUCUAAAAUUGAAUGAUAAGAGCCCGAGUCUUGCUUGCAAGGCACUCGAGGAUCUUAUGAGGCUUCGGAUUCUCAACAUGGAUAAGGAUGACUGGGUUGAGAAGGUCCUGGUCACUCGGUUGUGGAUGAGUGUCACUCACAGAGAUAGCCCUGAGGCUUUGUCGUCACUGGAAGAAUUCUUCAUCAUGGUUGCGUCGAAUUUAUUAUGGAAGCACAUUGAGUCCAACUACGCCCAGACACAGUACGACAUUGCUGGAAAAUGGUGCCGAUUAGCUAUGCAUCAGAUAUUCGAGAAGUCAGGGGAGCUCAACAUGGCUCGACUAUCGAGAAAGCUCUUACUGUGUGCCUUGGCUAGAAAGGAUAUAAGCAGUGCCAGAGAGAUCUUCGGGUCAAUGUCAGCCGUGUCUCAAAAUGAACCUAUGACUAGAUUCCUGAUGUACAAGAUUGCUUUACGCUCCGGAGACCACGAACUUGCGUCUGAAAGCCUCCAUAUUAUAAGUUCAUCUUCAAAGGAAGACCCUACCCUGUUAUACGCUUGCUGCUUGGACGCUAGAGAGGUUGGAAACAAAACUACUAUGCUGGCAGCGCUUCAGCUCGUCCUUGAAAAGCAUGACUAUGGAGCGCCUAAGAUCAUACACCUGCCAUCACUACUUCGAAUCACUAUAGGUUUAACAGAGUCUUUGCUUGACAAGUCAAAGGAUGUCGAGAUCUUAGUCGAUGCAGAUGCCAUCAUCGAAAAACUGUGCAAGCUUUUCGAAGGGGCCGUGACUUCAAUUCGGAAAACGCCCCCUAGUGGCCAAGGUACUAAUGUAUUGUGGUCUAUUCCAGAACUGAACUGGUAUUCCAAAAACUCAUACAAUCUUGCCCUAAAGCACAUUUCAACCUGGCCUCUGCGGUCUAGCCUGAGGAUGCUCACCUGCUGCGUAGCGUUCAUCGACUACUACCCUAAAGAUAUAAAUGAGCAAAUAGCCGAAGAUCUGUCACUACGCAAAAUGUUCUGUGUGUUCUCCGCUGGAACAGCGCUUGUCGUUCUAGCCCGUGGUGAAGAUAACAAAGAGCAAUCUAUGCAGGACUAUCUCAGUCUACGAAAACAUGUUAGUAGUUUUGACGAACUAUUACAAGAUAAGCUAGAGAAGCUUGAAGAGGGCCCAGCCCAAGACUUGCUGCAAAAACUCUCUGUUCUCUUGGCGUUCGACUUCGAAGCUGCUUGCCAACUGAAGGCGUGGGUCAACCUCCCUGCAGUUGUUGGGAGGGCGGAGAUCUGUAAGAAUAUGCAUGUUUAUGAAUUGAUGGCAGACUGUGUUCUUAAUGCAAAGACUCCUACCCAAGUUCUGGUCAGUACAUUGAAGAAUAUCAUCAAUCAAGCCUGGUGUCUCGAAUCAAUGGACGGUACAAUGUUAGCUAGAUACAUGCGAUGCCUCUUCCAAGUCGCUCUUUCCGACAACGUUGAGAUCGCAGAGCAACUCUUGGACCAAGUGCAACAACAUGCCGAUGAAGCUCAACAUACAGAGCAGCCAUACCCCACAGCGGAGCUCGACUGGAUUGCUAGCAAAGCCUUCAACCAUGCCGUGGACCUUUACUGUGGCGGCCAAGACAUAGACUGCAAGAACUGGGCGAGCAAAGCGCUGAAUAUCGCGCAUUACUGUGCUGAUAACGGAGCGUUGGAGAGGUUGUUCCAGACGAAGUAUGCGGUGUUGAAAUUUGAUGCUUGA